CCUGGUAUGGAAUGCAUUUCCUCUUUUUCUUUAGUAUAUGUUAAGUUUCUAGAAAUUGGUUGCUAUGACUAAUGAAAAGUUUACAGAAAUCAUGGUAUUGGAGUACAAAAAUGAUGUCAACUGAAAACUGCCUGGUUAAGGCAAUCUAUUCCUUUAAAGGAAAAAACAAUGAUGAACUAUGUUUCAAAAAAGGAGACAUUAUCACAGUUACACAAAGAGAGGAAGGUGGCUGGUGGGAAGGCACACUUGGCGAAACAACAGGAUGGUUUCCCAGUAAUUAUGUUACCGAGCAUAAAGACCCAUCAGGUUCACUAACAACAUCUCCUAUCAGGGCAGCAUCAGAAAUUCAAGCAUUUAGAAAUGUUGUUCUGAAAGACAUCAUUGAUUCGGAGAAAGCUCAUGUUGCUGAGAUGCAAGGCCUUGUCACUAACUUCUUACAGCCUUUAGAGAAGAGUGAAAUGCUAACUAAAGACGAGUUCAAACAGCUGACAGGGAACAUAAAUGAAGUUUUGCAAACUCAUGAACAAUUCCUAGUUCUGCUUGAAGAGUGCGCAACAAAAACAGGACCAGACCAAAGGGUGGGAGGACUGUUCCUGCAAUGGGCGCCAAAGAUCAAAGCUGUUCACCAGACAUAUUGUGCGGGUCAUCCUAAAGCUGUGUGCAUACUUGAUAAAUAUAAGGAAGGUUUAAACACAUGGAUGGAGAAUGCAGGUGCUGUAUGUCCCGGAGUGCUUGUGUUAACAGCUGGCUUGUCUAAACCUUUCCGCCGCCUUGGGAAGUACCCGGCCAUGCUGCAGGAGUUGGCAAGGCAUGUUCAUGAAGCUCACCCAGAUAGGGGGGACACACAUAGAGCAUCUGUAGUCUACAAAGAUAUUGCAAGUGGAUGUGCUGCUUUACGGCGUCAAAAGGAGUUAGAGCUUCAAGUAGUGACUGGUGAAGUCCGUGGAUGGCCGGGUGGUGAGCUGACAUCACUGGGAGAUGUACUGCACAUGGGAAGUGUUGCAGUGGGUCCCUCACAUCAGGACAGAUACCUUGUCCUCUUUCCAUCAGCUUUACUACUACUUUCAGUUAGCAAAAGAGUAUCGGCAUUUGUAUAUGAGGGUUGUCUUCCAUUGACUGGUAUAACAGUCUGUAAACUCGAUGAUACGGAUACAAGAAAAAAUGCAUUUGAGAUAAGUGGUCCUAUGAUAGAUACGAUAGUAGCGGUGUGUCAGACCCGCGCUGAAGCCGACAACUGGGUCAGUUUGCUGCAGAAACAUUCUAAUACAAGCAGCCCUUCCCACGAGCCAGGACAACCGCAGUCUUUGCCACAAAUGGCCAUGAGCGACAGCAGUAACGAGUUGGCUUCGGGUCUCAGCAGUCACAAAAGAUCACAUUCAUUCAACAAUCACCAAAGCUACACACAACAUAGUCAACAAACGCAAAAGAGCAAGCACAAGAACCAAUCCGCGCGCUGGCUACUCAACUCUUGCGACUCUCUCGACCAAUCGCCUGCUAAAUCUAACAAAGCUCCUAUUGGAAAGAAAUAUUCUUCGAUCGACUUUAUUGACACUACGGACGCUUGUCAUUUAAACAAAGGGUGGAGUAUAACAUGCUUACGUCCCGCGCCUCCGCUGCGGCCGCAGUCGUUCAGUGCGGGCUCUGAGGAGAACAUCGGACCGACACACCCGUACGCGCCGCACCAGCGCAAAUCCAACUCCUAUGAGGAGGACGCUCUCAUACUGAAGGUGAUCGAGGCUUACUGCACCUCGGCCCGGUGUAGGAACGCCGUCAGUUCCGUGGACUGCGGCCACUUUUCUCUCGGUAAAGUACAGUAUCACGCACUCGCCACUAACAGCCCCCACCAUAACUACACCAAACAGCCGGUCGCGCAGAGGAGCGCCACGCCCGACUACAUCGGCUGCAGCAAGGCGUCCAAAGUGAAGCGAAACAAAAGCUCAUCGGCCGCGGACGCGUAUCUGUACCGCGCGCCCGACACGCGACGUCUGCUCGCCGACAGAAAGAUGCAGAUGAACCGCUCCAACCCCAAUUUGUGGGAAUGCUCGGAGGAGCGCGACCGAAGACAGAGGUUGCAAAGCGGCCGCGAAUGUAAACACCUCGUCUCAUUGACUAAUCUUGUUUGUUUUUCUAUAGAUAUUAUUUAUGGAGGUGUUAGAAGCAGUAAUAUGUUAGUCUGA
Messenger RNA from Papilio xuthus (Asian swallowtail), 2177 nucleotides. It is a transcript of the gene RtGEF, whose product is annotated as Rho-type guanine nucleotide exchange factor. Gene Ontology annotation, cellular component: cytoplasm. NCBI's taxonomy places the organism in Eukaryota, Metazoa, Arthropoda, Insecta, Lepidoptera, Papilionidae. The record is from RefSeq and is a predicted model, not a curated record. Bases 72 to 2177 code for a protein of 701 amino acids. The transcript has 11 exons. Gene Ontology annotation, molecular function: protein binding; guanyl-nucleotide exchange factor activity.